GAGAUCGAGGCGGCUUACAACACUAUUAAACGCAUUAAGAUACAGUACAGUACAAUAAAAUAAGUCUAAGGGCACACAACAGUUGAAGGCUAAAAAGUUUGCCGCCACCCCCACCUAGCGGUCCCUAGCGCGAACUACAACAAAGAACCCUGCUCUGGAUAAAGCUGGCAAAAGGGAAGGGAGGCGGCUUCAGACUCUGGAGCGGCGCCUUGUGAUGGCGUCAUCACUACGCCGCUAAGAAAUAGAACCCUGCCGUUGUUUUGGUCAAGAUGUCGGGCGCGCCAACGAGGGUUUGAAAGAGGGAGCGCCCGAGAAGCAUGUACCUUAGCUUGGAAUCCUUCUGGAGGUGAAUGAUUGGCUAGCCUGCGAUGACGUCAGAACAGUCGCCCAUGAAGCCAGCUCUCAACCCCGAGACUUGCCUCCGAGAAGAUGACAGGGAAGUCCCCAAAGACUGCAGCGCCAAGCGUCAACGGACUGGCCCAAAAGUUCCCAUUACCUUGCCUGUCACCCCUUCCCGCUACGAUGGCCCCUUUCCUUUCUACCGGCGACCAGCCGAAAUGGGACACUUUUCCCUCGAUGCCCAGCGCUGUUACCACGGGGAUGCCCGCCAGCUUCGCUAUUAUGUCCCCCCUCCUGCCGAGGGCCCUUCCCCUGGAUUUGACCUCAGGGAUGGCUACCGAGACCGCUAUGUGCGGUAUGAUGAGAAUGUCCGCGAGGGACUGGACCAUCUCCUGAAAUGGAUCGCUCAGAACCGGAAGUUGUUACCGACUGAGGACAAGGGGCGGCCACUGAAUGCAGACUUUGUGACGUGGCGGGGGCACCUCACAAAAGUGUUGACAACACCCUAUGAAACUCAGGAGGGGUGGCUGCUAGCUGUCAGUCUCUUUCGUGGGACCCUAUAUAUCAGUGAGGUGGAGACAGAGGCUGCCCGGAGGCAGCGAGAAGAGCGCUCAGAACUGCUGAAGGAGCUCAUGUACAUGGGGUACAAAUUUGAGCAGUACAUGUGUGCUGAUACUCCAGAUGGGACCCCCGAUCCAACUGGGGUGGUGAACACAAAUGAGGCUUACUGUACAGUGAUUCGAACCCGCUUGGGAACCCACUCGCUUCUCUUCUCUGGGGAGGUGGAUUGCACAGACCCACGGAGCCCAUGGCCAGAGCCACCAAGCUGCUAUGUGGAGCUGAAGACAAGCAAAGUCAUGCACAGUCCUGGCCAGAGGAAGAGUUUCUAUAGGCACAAGAUGAUCAAGUGGUGGGCUCAGUCGUUUCUGCCUGGAGUGUCUCGAAUUGUGGCUGGAUACCGAGGCCCAGAUGGUUCCAUUGUGGGACUGGAGACUUUUGAGACCAUGAAGAUAUUUCAGCUCAUUAGGGAAGACCCAGGCUGCUGGAAGCCAGCGGUGUGCAAAUUCUGUGCAGCAUUUCUAGCUUUUGUGAAGAAAGUGGUGACAGAAGACAAUUCAAGUGAGUUGGUCCACCUCUUCGCUUGGGAGCCUGGGCAUCCGGUUUCCUUCACUGUGCAUCGUGACUCCGAUCACACUUUCCUGCCCGAUUGGUACGUGGAGGCUCUGAGCACUGAGAAGCCCCCAACACCACGGAUCCCAGACUGAACUGAGCCAGGGGGUGGGGGGGACAAGCCGGUUUUGUACCUAGAUGUUGGCAGGCUACAGCAGGUGGUGAGGGAGGUGACACAGGAAGAGGCUGGUAGCUGGUGUUGGAAAGAGUGGGAGAGAUGUACAAGCCCCUUGGCUGCCAUGAGAGAGGAAGGAAGUAAUAAACUAUACUGUAAAUAUGUUGCUUCCUAGCCGUACUUAUGGGAGGUAGUUCCUUUUUCUUUUCAUUAAUGGCUUGCACGGGGGAGAAAAUGGACCCAACUAUGGGGGGGGGGGGACAGUGGGUCCAGCAGGGAACUUUUCAUAAUUGGAUGCAAUACACCAUGAGCAGAACUUGGAAAGGCUACUUCUUUUGACUAUAACCCCCAGAAUCCCCCAACCAGAAGUCCAGUUGGCUUCAAUAGUUGCAGGUGAAGAGUUGUAUUUUCUGUCAUUUCAGGUAGCAAAAUAUCUUGGGAGGUAGCCCUGCCCAGUGAUUGUAGGCCACAGUGGGCAACUUAAAGGGGUUCUGGAAACUAAUCCUGCCUCCACUCCCCAGGACCCACUGUAUAUGACACAAGUAAUUGAAAUGAAAAAGAACAAAAACCACUUCUGGUUUCUCAGCAACAACCACCUUGGGAUGAAAUAAGACACCUUAUGUAAAGAAGAACUGCAGUUUUUGGAAGCUUCCAGGCAAUGUGGGUUUUUUUUCUCCAAUGGGGCAAAAAAACCUAAGGGUGGUGAGUGGUUCUGUAGUUUUUAUAUUAUCUACUUUUGUUUUAGGCAGUACAGCUCCUUCCCUGAGUCGAGAAUCAUGAUUUGAAUUUUGAGGAAGGAAGCCAUGACUACUUACAGCCAGAAAUGCCAAAGCUUAAGGAGGAGGAAGACCAAACCCAAAAUUGGGGAGUGAGAUUUGCAAGAAAUAGCUCAGUGGUAGAGCAACUCCUGGUAGACUAGGGCAGACUUCUGCCUGACAACCUGUAUAACAGGCAUAUAUUGUUGCACUGCAACUCCAAUCAGUCCUAGCCAACCACCACAGCUAGUGGUACCCGAUUUAGUCUGUAGAAUCAGUAUGUAGAGAGAUUUUGUAGCACCUUUGAAACUAACUGAAAGAAAGAAGUUGGCAGUAUGAGCUUUCGUAGACUUGUCUACUUCCUCAGAUGCAUUUGGUCUCUACAUACUACAGCUAGUGGUAAGGGAUCUUGGGAGCUACAGUCCAGUCCAGAGGGUUUCACAGUUCCAUUUAUUCCAAGGCACUAAGGUGAGCAAUCUCUAUCCACUGCCCACUUUCCUCCAGCGGGAUCUGCUGUGGAAUUCACCACCGUGAAAAAACAACCAGAAGCAUCUGGAACUUGUCCACUCUGGCCUAUAUUUACUGGGACCACAGCAGGUCUUGCCUCUCAUUUCUAGAUAUUUUGUUGCCUGAAAUGACAGAAAAUAUGACUUCCACUUCCCUAGUAGCCACUUAUAUUUUGUAAAAGCUCUUUUUUAGGGGUGGGGGUGGGUGGGAGGGGAAGCUUUGGCAAAAGCAAAAUAUGCAACUUGUACCUUGUUUUAAAGAAGACUCCUCACUCCUGGAGAUGCAGAGGGUGCAUCUUUUUCACCAGCGCUACAGAGCAGAAUCAAGUUCCUUCCUUUUCAGUUAAAUCUGUAAAAUUGUUGCUGUGAUCCAAACCAUGACAGCAGAAUAGCAAACCUCUACAAAUCCAUUCAUACUCUUGUUAUCAGGUUAAUAAAAAUGGGCUAAUUGA
Molecule: messenger RNA, 3337 nt
Organism: Sceloporus undulatus (fence lizard)
Lineage: Eukaryota; Metazoa; Chordata; Lepidosauria; Squamata; Phrynosomatidae
Gene: DXO
Product: decapping exoribonuclease
Biological process (GO): nuclear-transcribed mRNA catabolic process; NAD-cap decapping
Cellular component (GO): cytosol; nucleus
Molecular function (GO): mRNA 5'-diphosphatase activity
Source: RefSeq, a predicted model, not a curated record